Molecule: messenger RNA, 1386 nt
Organism: Synchytrium microbalum
Lineage: Eukaryota; Fungi; Chytridiomycota; Chytridiomycetes; Synchytriales; Synchytriaceae
Exons: 4
Coding region: 1-1386 (461 amino acids)
Molecular function (GO): hydrolase activity
Source: RefSeq, a predicted model, not a curated record
AUGGCGCCUCUGGCCUCCCUAUUGAAACACCAUAUAUCCAUGCUUGCUCAGCUCUCGUCUACUUCCACCAUCUCCUUGUCUACCAUCAUGCUCAAGCCAAUCCAUCAGUGGCCACGAUUCUCACUUCCAACUGCCGUCAACUGGACUUGGACUCCCUUAUAUGUCAUCCCACACUCUUGGUCUUUAGCUCUCAGCAUAUGUGUGCCCGUUUAUCGAGGUUUGCUCCAUUCCGCCAGGAAAUCAUUGACCGCCAUGAGAGCUGUAGUCGCAAUAGGAAACUACCUUCAUUCCAUCCCAAAAGGAGUUCAAAUCAUACACACAACCAUACAAACAUCGCCGCUCGCAAUUGUGAACGAAAUACCAUCUGACACACACUUUGAGAUACCAGCUGAAUGGGUCAUAGCUCCUUCUGCUCGUGGAAAGGGUAUAAAUGAUAAUGUCAUCCUAUACUUUCAUGGUGGAGGAUACUUUCUGUCUGACGCUGAAGGACAUAGGUCGUUGACUUGGCAACUAUCUCAAACUGCCUCAUUACCACUCCUAUCUAUAUCAUAUCGUCUUGCACCCGAAUCUACAUUCCCCUCACAGUUACAAGACGCCAUAUCCGCAUAUUUGCAUUUGAUACAAGUAAACCCUCAUAGAAAAGUAUUUCUAGCAGGAGACAGUGCUGGAGGCGGUCUAGCUAUUGCAUUAGCUUUGUGGAUCCGAGAUCAAUCAUCACCAGCUAAAAUAAAUAUCCCGCAGCCAGCAGCUAUAGUCGCAUUCGCCCCUUGGAUUGAUCUAAGCCAUUCUUUUCCAUCCUUCAGAAACCAUGCGUCCAUAGACUACUUGCCAGCUACGACAUCAGAUCCCAGGCAUACUGUAGUUGGAAAGCGAACUCAUUAUUAUACCUCCUCAGACCAACAAUUACGUGAUCCAUUAGUCUCUCCUGUAUUUGCACAUGACAGACCAGAAAGGCCGCUACCCCCUAUAUUAAUCCAUGUUGGUGAAAAGGAACGUUUAAGGGACGAAUCGCUUGCCUUUGCUCACUUUAUGAAGUCAUCGCCAAUUCGAAUAGAAAUGUUUCAAGACAUGCCUCACGUCUUUCAAACAUUCGCGUCGAUGGGUGACUCAAUGGCCCAAAUAUCGUUACAAAGAGCUGGUGCCUUUAUACAAGAAUUAUGUCUACAGAAAGAUGAUGCCGUGAUACAACCUCAUAAUGUUAGAAUCAACUGCAACGGCACCAUAAACACCAUGAACCUCAUGGACGAGAUCCAUAGAGGCCAUUUAGAAUUAGAACGAACUGAACAUGCUCCCAAGGGAUUACAGAAUGGACUCUCGGGGAUCAGUGGUAGAGGAUUAGGAAGUAAAAUCAGUAAUCACGGGUUGGCAAUGUUUAGAGCACUGUGA